Molecule: messenger RNA, 6750 nt
Organism: Mesorhabditis spiculigera
Lineage: Eukaryota; Metazoa; Nematoda; Chromadorea; Rhabditida; Rhabditidae
Source: the annotation of a GenBank genome assembly
AUGUCGGUGCCUCUCCCGGUGCCGCUCCGCUCGCCAGGCUACCGGGAGAUCCCCAUCCAUCGGAUAAAUGCCGAGCUGGCUGAUCGGCGCCCACAUCAAGUUGGAGACGUGGUAACGGUCGAGAUCUCAAAUCUGCAGACGUCAACAGCUUCGUCGUCUCCACCUCCUGUCCCUCCUCAUGGCAUCCAAAUUCCGACAAUAAUUUCCCCCGUUGAAAGCUACACUAGAUAUUCUGAGGUCCGGCAAACGCAGCGCUUAUAUGAGGACGAUCCGGAAGACCCCUGCACGCUAGCUGAAGAUCCUGUCGCCCCACCCCGAAAACGCAGGGAGCAGCGCCCGGCUUUUGAACGGAGCUGCCCGGAGCGCUCCUCCUUCCGGCGAGCCUCAUUGCGAAGUAAUGGUUCUGGCAAUAAUUCAAUCGAUAAAGGGGAAAGCCCGAUAGAUGUCGUCAUGGAGGUGGUCCGUGAAGUGGCGGAAAAGAGGAAAGCUUCUGCAACACAAUCGGGGAGACCGAAAUCUGCUCAAGAUCCGGACCAUCGGUAUGCCGAAAUCAACCCAAAACGCCGGAAGAGCAAGGGUUGCUUUGAGACUUGUUGUGUUGCCGAAAGCGAUGCAAAGGUUCGGAUUCGGGCGAUAGAAAAUGGGGAUCGUCAAAUUGUCUUCAGCAAUACCCUGGGUGACGAUAGCGCCAUCGAGAUCGAAUUUGCCACUAAGCUACCGUACACCGGGGAAACGUUUCGAGUAUCGAAGAGUACUGGGAAGAAGAGACGUAGCAUCGAGGCUCAUUCGCUGCUCUAUCAACCGGAUACUGGGCUAGCAGAGAUUCCGGCCCAAUCACGGAGCACGACCCUGAUUUGGAGGCCGACUGACGAGGACGAGCCGACAAAUCAGGUUGAGCUGGCUGUAGAGCUGGAGUUUGAGAGUCGGGGGUCUACCGAAAUUACAUUAAAUCCUUUGGACAGCUGUCCACCGGAGCCCAACGCACCGGCAAUUGUUCACAUCCCAGGAUUGGGCGACCUGGCGUCAACCUCGCCGGAUACCCCGCGUGAAGAUGUCGUGGUGGUAGUGGAAGAACUCGCCAAAACCCAACCCCAACACCCCGAUGAUGAAACCCAAUUUUUCGUUCACCACGAGUUUCAGGGAGACUUCGGCCGCCAGCUACAAGAACGAGCCCGGACCAGCAUUGUCAACAUUCCGCGCACCGAAUUGACAGAAGAUAUUCUCAAUCAAAUAUUUACUGGGAGUCCGCAGUCGCCCAGCCCAGAGGAUGUCUACAGCCCAUAUUCCACCCUUCCACGACUACACGCCGACCAUAGCGCGUAUUCGACUAUGAGCGUGGACGCGAAGGUACGAACUCAGCCCGGUGCCGUAACGGUAGAGCUGGACUUUAAGCGCCCAUUUGAUGGGAGUGAAGAGCCAGAGCAUACGGGUUUUGGCCAUCGCAAGAGCAAAUCCGCUGAGCGUCAUACGGUAGUGCGAGAACCGGAGGAUUACCCCACCUACGAACCCACCGGCACCACCAUUAGCAUACAACCUGAUGGAAAUUACGAUAGUCUGCCGCGGAAUGGUUUCCAAAAUCAAGUCUAUGACGGGAAAAAGACUUACAAGAUAACAAAUGUCUCGACCACCGAACGUACCGUCGUCCCGGUCGAACAAAUCUCAAUCUAUGCCGACAUUUUGGCAAAAAAUGAAUCUACCUCCGAAACUUAUGAAUUCAGAAUCCCACAGGAAACUGAAUUUGAAGUCAGCAGAAGUGCCCGACCAACGUCCCUCACCGAGCUCGAUUUAGCGAGAGUGACGCGUGGAUUGUGUGUAAUCACAGGAGAACCAUCAUCCGAUGGCCGAGAAUGCUAUUGCGUUUCCUGCCAAUCGGCCCGGGAAUGGCUGCAAAAUGAGGGGAUCGAUGUGGAGAAGUCCGGAAACGAUGAGAACAUCUCACCAACUGACGACGCGGCACGGGAAGCGGCAUAUCAAAAAAUGCUGUUGGAAUCGGAGAAGUUGAUGAGGAUGGAUGAGAAGCCGGUGAAGUUCGAGGUGGUUGUGGAGAAGACGACACCGGUGGAGAUUGAUUUGGAACAGGUCUUCACAAAUCCAUAUUCACUGGAAGGUAGCGGACUGAAAGUCAUCGACACGACUGGCAAAGAAAAGUUGCGUACUCGCUCAGCCUUUCAAGUCCAUCAUGGCCACGCUGUUACUCCGCGCCCGGCCAGUGAAAUGAGCAGGAAAGUCGACAGAUCCCAAUUCAACACUGUCAUCGACCUCGAAGAGAUCUUCCACCCACGACCAGCUUCAUCAAAACCAGUACCUUCAGAAGAAGUUAUAGCCGAGGAAGUGGCGGUCGAUCUCCUCGAAAGAGUGUUCUCCAAGAACGAGCAUCACUGCACAAAAGAUGAAGGCGAAAAGGAAUGUCGGUGCUCCGCUUGCGCCGAUUCUAAACUACCACCGGAAAUGAUACAAAAGAAACAGGAAGAGUUUGCCAGCAGAAGAUUACGGGAUGGUGCUCAAACUCCCCAACAUUCUGAGGGCUCGAUUCGAAGGACGCCGAGCAUGAACAUUGAUUUGGAGGAGGUGUUUUCAGUAUACGGCACUCCGGUGAUGUCGCCAGAAAUGAGAGGAAAAUUGGCUAGUGAGAAUUCUGAUCUCCGACGAGGUGCCAUUUCCGUAGCAGAAUCCAUCGUUGAUGAAGUUUUUGGUGAUCUCCGAAAUGAAAGCCGCUCCGAAGAUGUAGCCCCCAUUGGAGACAAUCCCGAUCCUGCCAAAAACCCAUACUCCUUCAUCUGGGAUCUCGUCAAACAAGACGACGCCGAUUUUCAGAAUCGAUUGCAGAAGAUUCGGGCGAGCCAAAAUCAGCCUGCUACUACCAAUAUUAAGCCAACCGACCGGAAGGAGUAUCGCUCACUGCGCGAGUUAAUGGAUGAGGUCAGUGCCGAAAAAUACGCACAACAUUCCAUGGAUCUCGGGUUUAUCGCGAAUAUUGUUGACAUUAGAAAAGAGACGGAAGCGCUGACAAGAAGCAUUGAGACACCGGAAAAUACCAGCUCUGGCCGUCUUAGUUCCGUAUAUCUCGAUGCUAACCAGGAAUUUGAUGGGCCACAAAAAGCGAUCGGAGCCGAGAUUUUGGAAAAAUUGAAGGCAAAGGGUGUUGAGGUGGAAAAAGACGAGGCCGUACCGUUGAUAGCGGUCAAGCGGAAAAGUAUCGAUCUCGAGGAAGUAUUCAAUCCCCGAACGCCGCUUCUACAAGAGACGAGACCCGAUAUUUUGGAGCGGGUCAACAAACACCCACCAACCACUGUAUCCCGCCCUCCCACACGCUCCUCCAUCACCUCACCAGAACCAAGACCGAGCUCGGUACCAAAACUCCCACCAAGUGAAGUUAGCUUAGAUCUAAUAUUUAACUCUGCUGAAAAGGGAGAAGUUACGGAGAUUGACUAUGCGCAGGUACUCACCGAAUCGAUGCUCGCCGAAGCAAGCCCUGAAGAAAGUGACUCAUCGAAAUAUGCCGAAAUCCGAACUUCUACGCCUCCAGACAUCAACUCCACGGCUACCCAGAAUUCUCAAGCCUUGGAUCUCGAUUCAAUAUUGGCGGGAGUCAGGGCUUGGGCUCAACAUGGAGAAGCUGAGAAGGAGGUCCAAGUUGAGGCUGAAAAGGCCAAGCUACCUGAUGCUCCAAAAGACGUUGUUGAAAAUGAGGAGUCGGAAGCUAGUUGGUUACACACGCUCAUAAGUUCUCCCACGCCGAUAUUGGAAAAAUAUAAAGCCGAGCCAGAACCAGUAAAAGAAGAUGUUCCUGCUCAUGAGCAUCUUCCUGAACGGAAGCUCAGCGCGCUACAAGCUCCACCAGAUGCCGAUGCUACCCCAAAUAUAGAUUUGAAUUCCGAUUGGCUACAAAAUAUUAUCAGCUCCCCAACCCCGACUUUGGAAAAAUCUGAAGUGGAGCCGGAACUAUCUGAAGAAGCUGUUCAUGCUCCUGAACCUGAACUCAAACCAAGCCCGCUACAAGCUACACCAGCUUCCGAUUCAACUCCUACCGCAGAUUUCAAUUCCGAUUGGCUACAAAAUAUCGUCAGCUCCCCCACUCCGACAUUGGAAAAAUCUGAAACCAAGCUAGAACCAGCACAAGAAGCUGUUCAUGCUCCAGAGCCUCAACUCAAACCAAGCCCGCUACAAGCUACACCAGCUUCCGAUUCAGCCACUACCGUAGACCUCAAUUCCGAUUGGCUACAAAAUAUCAUCAGCUCACCGACGCCAGGAAAGCCUAGUGUCACUGAAACAAUCAUUACAGAGACAAUAACAACCAUAAGCGAGGCUCCAAUUUCUAAACAACCCCCGGAAAUCGAUUCGAGGACCAAUUGGUCUGAUGCUAGACAAGAGCUCUGGGAAAUGCCGGUUCAAAGAAAGCGAUCAAUGGAAAAAGAAGUCAAAGCCCAUCCGGAAUCUCGACAUACACCUGGCGACACCCCAAUUAUUUCCGAGUCGCCCAUCAACCUCGACGAGAUAUUUGCACGAGUCCGUAGCCCGGAGGCUUAUCUUGAAGAGGACGUGGAGAGCAGCCUCAAAAUAUACACAAAAACUUCCGAAGAACCGAAGCGCGUCCGACAAGUGGCAAUUGUGACGAGACGGGAGACGACAUUUGAUUCUGGACCAGUGGCUGCGAUCCAUUUGGACGACAUCUUUAAUCCAAAGACGGAAGAGAGCUAUAUUGUGCUUUCUGAGGAGUAUACGGUAGCUGAAGAGAUUUCGGUUCCGGCGGACGAUGCACUGUUGCGGAAGAUGUCUCUAAGCGGCUCGAGGAAACCAUCGUUGGCUGUAGAAACUGAAAGCAUCCCACGACCGGAAGAGGACUAUUGGCGGAACCUCGUAGAAUCGGCUACAACCACAUACACCUCGACGAUUGUCAAGGAUGCGCCAAUGUACGAAUCGGUGAUCAGCUACGGUUCUACCGUAUCCCCAGGUUCCAUUCGGGACGCGCGGUCACCUACUGAGAUAUCGUAUGCAACCUUGCCAGCCAAGAUUGAGUUGGAGACGACAAAUCGUGUAACCUCUUCCGCAUCAGUGUAUUUGGAAGAGCCGGUGAUGGCUGCAGACGAUAUUAUCAAGCUCUGCUUCUCACAGCCACCAUCUACCAGUACCGAAAAAACGGUGCAUUUCGAAGAAACUGUUCCCGUCCGCUCUGAAAAACGGCACUCACUAACUGGAGCCGAAUUUGCGCAACAGUCCCGGCCGACAGACAACGAGCUGCUUGAGGUCGAGGUUGGAGACGAUUAUUUUAUUGUUAAAGGAUCCUACUCACUGGCGAUAUUGCGCUCGGACCCUCUUGGGCAAUUAUUGACAUCAUUGCAGCGUCACUCCCACGGCGGAGAUUGUUCAAUCUCGGAUAUGGCCGAGCUCGACUUUUCUCUCGCCCCAAAGCUCCGGAAUCUGCUUUAUUCAUGUUUGAAAGAAAAGAAGCACCGCGAGACAUACCCAACCCUGUCAACCCGAGCUGAGAGGCUCAUUUCCAAGUACGACCCGGCGGCGUUGAUCUAUUUGAGGAUGCUGGAGAACCGUUUCGAUCCCGUGCGGAAUCCUACUGGAAGCAUUAAUCUUUGUACCGCCGAGAACAACGUAUGCGAGGAUUUGAUUCGCGAGAAAGGGCUUCAAUGCAUGAAUUCAAGCAAUGAAGAAGCCACCACUCGAUUAGAUCAUUUAGUGCACUACGGACCGUCUGGCGGAUUUUUAAGCGUAAAACAAGCCCUGCUACGGUACUUCAUCCGGGUUAUGGAUGCCAAGAAGCUCACUACAAAUGAUAUUUUAUUGGCGCCAGGCUCAAAUGCAGCUCAUGAUAUGGUCGCAUUCGCGUCGCUCGAGCCAGAAGAUGUCGUGCUCAGCACGCGGCCGGUUUAUACGCGAAUCUACAACAAUGUGGAAGAACGGGCAGAGUGUCGGCUGAUUACUGUACCAUUUAAAAACUUGGCGAAGCCCUCGUUGGACAUUGAGGCCUUGCAAGAGACGAUAGCUCAAAAUACAGCAGAAGGGCUUCCGGUACGCGGGAUUACCAUUCUCAACCCGCACAACCCGCUGGGGGUCGUUUUUCCGGAAGAGCAGAUGAUUAUGCUAUGUAAUUGGGCGAACGAAAAUGGCUUGUUUGUUGUGGUGGAUGAGGUUUUCUCGGGAACUAUAUACGGGCACGGGCAUGAAUUUGUCUCAUUUUUGUCGUAUCGCCAUAAGCUAGUCAACCCGAAUGCGACGGCAUGGAUUUGGAGCCCGAGCAAGGACUUUGGACUUCCCGGCAUUCGUCUAGCAUCAAUUGUAUGCACCGAUAAAGCAAUGGGAAUGGCGCUGACUCGAAUGGAGGUUGUUCAGCCUUGCUCGGCAUUGGCGCAGGACUUUACAACCAAGUUGUUGGAAGAUACUGAAUGGAUUUCCUGGUUCCACGCGGAGAAGCUGAAGCGCUUGCGCGCCCACCAUGCAUUGGCCACAUCGACAUUAGAACGCCUUCGAAUCCCCUAUGUAAAGGGCGUGGCCGGAGUCACCCUAUUCUGUGAUUUCAGCAAGUACAUUCCCGUACCUUACCCUGAUGAGGAGCAGCUCGUGUCGGCGAUGGCAGAUCGGGGUAUCUACAUGACACCAGGGCGUUUUAUGGGAGAGACUCGACCGGGCUGGAUGCGCUUCGUCUUCGCGUGCCAACGGGAAGAAUUGAGCGAGGGAAUGCGAAGAUUGGUCGCCUUUUUCGACGACGAUCACACAUUCCAACCGGAACCGAUCGUUUAU